Molecule: messenger RNA, 8490 nt
Organism: Rotaria sp. Silwood2
Lineage: Eukaryota; Metazoa; Rotifera; Eurotatoria; Philodinida; Philodinidae
Source: the annotation of a GenBank genome assembly
AUGUCUAAUACGACUACAGCAUCAGCAUUAACAAUAACAGAAAACACCAUAGGCAGCGCGACUAUAACAGUGCCAAACACGACACCAACAACAACCGAAACCACACUACCAAACAUCACAAUAACACUAAUGACAACAACAGCAAUAACUACAGAAACUACACCACCAAACACGACUAUAACAACAGCAGCAAACAUUACAACAACAGUCUUAACAACACUAAACAUGACUACAACAGAAACUACAGUACCAAACACGACAUCAACAACAAUAAUAUCAACACCGAACAUGGGUACAACAGGAGCCACACUACCUAAUAUGUCGUCAGCAAUAACUACAGAAACUACACCAUCAAACACGACUACAACAACAACAGUUAUAACAGCACCAAACAUUAUAACAACAGUAAUAACAACACUAAACAUGGCUACAACAGAAAUCAUAGUGCCAAACAUGACAUCAACGACAACAAUAUCAACAACAGGAAUAACAGGAGCGAAUAUGACUACAACAAAAACCACAGUACCAAACAUGUCAUCAACAGUUACUACAGAAACUACAUCACCAAACACGACUAUAACAACAACAGCUAUAAUAGCACCAAACAUUACAACAACAGGAAUAACAACACUAAACAUGACUACAACAGAAACCAUAGUGACAAACAUGUCAUCAACGACAACAAUAUCUACACCAGGAAUCACAGCACCGAAUAUGACUACAAGAGAAACCACAGUACCAAACAUGUCAUCAACAGUAACUACAGAAAAUACACAACCAAACACGACUAUAACAACAACAGCUAUAAUAGCACCAAACAUUGCAACAACAGCUAUAAUAGCACCAAACAUUACAACAACAGUUAUAAUAGCACCAAACAUUACAACAACAGGAAUAACAACACUAAACAUGACUACAACAGAAACCAUAGUGCCAAACAUGACAUCAACAACAACAAUAUCAACAACAGGAAUAACAGGAGCGAAUAUGACUACAGCAGAAACCACAGUACCAAGCAUGGCAUCAACAGUAACUACAGAAACUACACCACCAAACACGACUAUAACAACAACAGCUAUAAUAGCACCAAACAUUACAACAACAGUUAUAAUAGCACCAAACAUUACAACAACAGGAAUAACAACACUAAACAUGACUACAACAGAAACCAAAGCGCCAAACAUGGCAUCAACAACAAUAAUAUCAACAACAGGAAUAACAGGAGCGAAUAUGACUACAGCAGAAACCACAGUACCAAGCAUGGCAUCAACAGUAACUACAGAAACUACACCACCAAACACGACUAUAACAACAACAGCUAUAAUAGCACCAAACAUUACAACAACAGCUUUAAUAGCACCAAACAUUACAACAACAGGAAUAACAACAGUAAAUAUGACUACAACAGAAACCAUAGCGCCAAACAUGACAUCAACGACAGCAAUAUCAACAACAGGAAUAACAGGAGCGAAUAUGACUACAGCAGAAACCACAGUACCAAGCAUGUCAUCAACAAUCACUACAGAAACUACACCAUCAAACACGACUAUAACAACAACAGCUAUAAUAGCACCAAACAUUACAACAACAGGAAUAACAACAGUAAACAUGACUACAACAGAAACCAUAGCGCAAAACAUGACAUCAACAACAAUAAUAUCAACACAGGACAUGAGUACAACAGGAAUCACGUCACGAAGCAUAUCAUCAACAAUCACUACAGAAACUACGCCACCAAACACGACUAUAACAACAACAGCUAUAAUAGCAGGAAACAUUACAACAACAGUAAUAACAACACUAAACAUGACUACAACAGAAACCAUAGCGCAAAACAUGACAGCAAUGACAGCAAUGUCAACAACAGGAAUAACAGGAGCGAAUAUGACUACAGCAGAAACCACAGUACCAAGCAUGUCAUCAACAAUCACUACAGAAACUACACCACCAAACACGACUAUAAUAACAGCAACAAACAUUACAACAACAGGAAUAACAACACUAAACAUGACUACAACAGAAACCGUAGCGCAAAACACGACAUCAACAACAAUAAUAUCAACACAGGACAUGAGUACAACAGGAAUCACGUCACCAAGCAUAUCAUCAACAAUAACUACAGAAACUACACCACCAAACACGACUAUAACAACAACAGCUAUAACAGCAGGAAACGUUACAACAACAGGAAUAACAACACUAAGCAUGACUACAACAGAAACCAUAGUGACAAACAUGUCAUCAAGGACAACAAUAUCCACAACAGGAAUAACAGCAUCGAAUAUGACUAAAAAAGAAACCACUGUACCAAACAUGGCAUCAACAACAACUACAGAAACCACAUUCUCAACCUUGACUACAAUAUCAACAGCAGCAAGUGCCACAGUAUCUAACAUAAGCUCUGCAUCCUGGAUGCAAGCUACAGGAACCUUGCUACCUUUUUCGAGUGUGCCAUUGUCGACUAUGACCACCAUGAUGCUUAAUGCGACUGAAAUGUUGUUGACAACAACAGUCGCAAGUGUGGAACAAAACAUCAAUAAUUCAACAGUAGCAACGACAUCCAUGUUGUCUGAUAUAACUAUACCAUCAUUGGUACCUGCAACAGAAACCGUGCUACCGAUUACGACAACACGAUUACCAGGGACAGCAACUAUGCUGCCAGAUGCAAACACAGAAUCAUUGCGAACGGAAAGCAUGAUGGCUUAUGCAAAUACAACAUUGUCGACAGCCACAGCACAAAGGACGCUGUCUACUAUGACUGUGCUAUUAUCGACAGAUAUGACUGAAACAAGGAUUCCUAAUACGACGACUUCAACAUCAUUGGGGGCAGGCAGCACAAUGCUUAACAUGGCUAUGGAAUCCUCGACAGAUAUUGCAAAAUCUAUACUGCCACUUACAACUGUUUCAUCAUCGCCAACAGGAACUACGCUAUCUAAUGGAACUGCAGAAUCACUAGGAACAGAAAGCAGGAUGCCUUACGUAAACAUAACAUCGUCUCCAGCAGUGAGUGGAACAAUGGUUUCUGAUACUUCGCAAGCAUUAUUCAAGUCAAGCGACAAUAUGUCUAAUUCGACUCUGAUGUUGCAGGUUGCAACUACUCUGUCAUCAGAAGCAUCAACUAUAUUAUUUCAUGCGACUGAACAAGUAUCGGAAACAGCAACUGUGACUCCUCACACAAUUACAUUGUCGUCGGUACUUGAAACAAAAACGAUGCAACCAGAUUCGACCACGCUAUCAGAGACAGUAGCAAUAAAAACCAUGCUACCUGGGACUUCUCCAGCAUCAUUUCCAGUGAGCAACACAAUCUCUAAUAUGACGAUGGCAUCAUCGGCAGGGCUGACUGAAACUCUGUUGUCGUUUACAACUUUGCGACCAUUGAUAACAGCAGCUAUGCUGCCUAAUACAACUGCAGAGUCAUUGACAACGGAAACCACGAUGGCUCAUGCGAACGCAACAUCGUCAAUAAGUACAGCACAAAACAACAUGUCUAAUAUGACUAUAGUGUCCUCAACAGGCCCGACUGGAACGAUGGUUUCUGAUUCUAGUCAGGGAUCAUCGGGGGUAGGAAGUACAAUUCUUACUGCGACGAUGGGAUCGUCGGUAGAAAAGGCUGAAGCUAUGCUACCGUUUACAGCUGUGUCACCGUUGGUAACAGCAAGCACACUGUCUAAUGCAACGGCAGAAUCGUCGGGAAAGGAAAGCCUAAUGACUCAUGUAAUCACGGUAUCGUCGACAGUUGUAGCACAAAACACUUUGUCUAACAGCACUACACCAUCGUUGGCAACAAUGACUAGAACGAUGAUUCCUGAUACUACAGCAGCAACAUCUUUGGAACCUGGAAGCACAGCCUUUAAUAUGACCAUGGGAUCUUCGGUAGAAACGGCGAAAACCAUGUUGUCUUUUGCAACUGUAUCUUUGUUGGGAACAGGAACCAUGAUGUCUCAUGCAAAUACAACAUUGUCAACAGGUACUGCAAAAAACACGGUGUCGGAAACCGCUGUAAUAUCAUUGGUACCAGCAACGGAAAUGAUGAUUUCUCACACUACUCAGGCACCAUCGGGACCAGGAAGCAGCAUGCCUAAUAUGGGUGUGAGAUCGUCGGCAGAAAUAUCUGAAGCCAUUCAACCAUUUUCAACUAUAUCAGCAUUGGAAGCAGAACCGAUGCCGUCUAAUUCAGCUGCACAAUCAUGGACAGAAGGAAGCAUGAUGCCCAACGGAAUAACACCAUCAUCAGCAGACUCGACCAAUACUAUAGUCACUAAUAUUACUGAGCCAUCAUCCACAGCAGGAUCCACAAUUCCUAAUAUGAGCCUAUUACGAUCAACGGUGGAAGCAGAAACUGUGGUGGUUAACACUACUGUAGCUUCUUUGACAACCGAAGUCAUAAUAGCUAAUGUGACUACAGUGUUGUCAUCAAUGACAACAGUAGAGAAUGCAGUCGUUCCGACUGCUUCAAUAUCCGUAGGACGAGAAACGAUGAUACCUGGUGCAAAUAUAUUUUUCUCUACGGCAAGCGAAGGAACGACGCUGCCUUUGACGACUACGUCAUCACCAGCUACAACAGCUGCCAUGUUAUCCAAUACUACCACAUCAUCAUUCGUAUCAACUGAAUCGGCCACUUUUCAGGAUGGAUCUACGAUGGCAUUAAUAAUGCCAGUCGUGAAUAGAAGUUGCUAUCCUCCUGUGAUUAUACUUUCUCCGACGCCAUCAACAUUAAGUUCACCUUCAGAAUAUCAACGAAGUCAAAAUAUCUAUAUGACUUCUUAUCUUCAACUAAAUUGUAAUGAAUCAUUUUCAGCUACUAAAAAAUGGACAGUCAAAGAAUGCUCUUCUAGUUGCACAUUUGAAAUUCAACUGGAUCAGUCGAUAAUCACAACGCGUAGUGAGCUUUUCAUUCCUGCAAAAACUCUUUCUUAUGGAACUUAUGAACUCAAGCUAAGUGUAACCAUGAUGGCCUUGUCGAAUUCAACUUCUUUCAUUUCUACUUUUAUCACAAUUAAUCCUUCUAGUGUUAUAGUGAAUCUGGUUCAAUUUGGAACUUCGAUGAUCACACAUGGAUUUCGUCAAAAUCUCACUCUCAAUCCUGGAGCGUAUUCUACUGAUCCUGAUACAAUUACAUUCAACACAAGUAAUUGGAAUUAUGACUAUUAUUGUCGAAUCGAUGGUCAUUACAAUUUCCCAAGUAUCAACGGAUCAAUGUUGACAAUAAAUGAUUCAAGAAUUGAUUCAAUCAAUUCAUCAUGCUUUGGAAAUCAGCCAAACAACAGAACAUCAUGGCAAUAUGCUGGUUCUAAAAUCUCAGAUAAAUCAGCAUUGAUAAUUCUUUCCGGUUCAUUGGUUUCAAAUCAGACAUAUCAAUUUACGGUCAUGAUGACUCAUCGUCAAAAUUCUUAUUUAAAAGCUACUGGUUCUGUUCUAGUACAUGUUCAAGAUUCUAAUCCGCAUAUGAUUGCCAUUGUUUGUGUUAUAUCUAGUAUGUGUAUUCCAGAUAUCAAAUAUCAGUAUGUUAAUCCGACGACUCAAGUAGCACUUGCCUCUAUUUGCAUAGAUGAUUGUAAAACAGUUCAAAGUAUAACAUGGAAUAUUUAUCAAGGUUUAAUGAAUUCAUCAUCAAAUUCUGUUCAAUGGACUUUAUUCAAUGAAAUGAAUACCUAUCGAGAUAUUUGGUUUUUUGGCAUGAAUACGAGUAAUUUCACGGCAAUAAAUAAGUUAUUUAUUGACAAUCCUUCUAUUAUCUACUGGCGUUUUGAAGUUGUCUAUUCUUUUUCAUCAGAAUCAAGUUCAAGCUCAUUAAGCUUUGUUAUCAAUCGGCCACCUCAAAAUGGAUUUUGUUCGAUUAGUCCUACUAAUGGUACAACUAGUACAUUAUUUACCAUCUCUUGUUUCAAUUGGACUGAUGAUGAUGGCAUCAAAGAUUAUUCAUUCUAUGGAUGGACAACAAAUCCAACAGAUCGAGUAAUGUUUGCUCAUUCGUAUGUAUCUAAUAUUCAACUUCUAUUAUCUACUACUGACGAUAAUACAUCGUUAAUCAAUAUCAUUGUUUAUAUUCGUGAUUCAUAUGAUUGUGCUGCAGAAUUUAAUAUUUCAUCUAUUAUCAUUGUGCCAGAUUGGACAUACAUGGAAAAUCUAAUAGCUAAUUUUCAAAACUCAACUAAUGAUUUAUUUGUUCAAAUGCUUUCAAGUGGUAAUCAAAAUAUGGUUAGUCAAGUAGUUACAUCACUUUCACAACAAUUCAAUAUAAUGAAUAAUCAAGCUAUAAAAACUGCUCUAGCAAAUGGUAUUUCAUCUACAACUAUUGCUAUAUCACCAUUGGGUAGUAAAACUCAACAGCCAUCUUCUGUCUCACUAAAUGCUUCAGCUCUUGUUGAAUACAAUAAACAAUUAAAUACUUAUGCUAAUGUUCGAGAUUCUCUUAUUACAUACAUAACUAAUCUUAUGAUUACAACUGCUGAUAGUAUUAAACUACAAGCAUCUUCAUUAGCUCAAUUGACUGAAGCAACCAAUCAAUUAACACGUACAACUUUGAUGCUUGCAUCAGAUAAAUGUUAUCAAUUGGCAUGGUCUUUACAUUCAAUGGUAACAACAAUUACUAGUGAAGAUGUUCAAACAGCAGCAAAUUAUAUAGCUCAAUGUGCAAAUAAUGUUUUAAGUAGUGUCAAUGGACCUUUACAACAACGAACAACUAUUCUUGAUUUAGAUUGGUCUCGUGCUAAUAAUUUUCCUGUUGAUUAUGAUACUAAUCUUGAAUCUGAAUGGGCUAAUCCAAAUUUGUUUGCCUAUAAUAAUGAUUUUUCAUGGGAAACAAUUCAAAAAGGUCGCAAUAGUUAUUAUCAAAAACAAAUGGCAGAUCAAAUCAAUACUCAAACAACAGAAACAAUAUCAUUAAUUACUAAAGCACUCAAUAUUCAUUUAAAUAUUGGUCAAAAUUUGAUAAUGAAUACAUCAUCUAUAUUGCUUUCAGUAGAAACAAUAUCCAUAGAUGCUUUAUCAAAUAAACUUAUUCAACAAGUUGGAAAUGCUCAAAUUCGUAUUCCACCAAAUUUUACAUUGACUACAAAUGAUAAUACAUCAAUUUCACUUCGAUCAAUAAUGCAACCACUUGCAUUAGCUGAUAAUACUCAAUUACAAUCAAAUACAAAUCUUUCAACAUCUCUUUCACUUACUAUACUUGAUCGUAAUGGAAAUGAAAUUCCUAUUCAAACAGAUAUUAAUCAUCCAAUUGAAUUGAUUAUACUUCGUGAUCCAAAUAUAAUUAUUCCAUCGAUGACAUUACAAAAUGUUACUUCAAUGAAUAUGUCUCCUCAUUAUCAAUUAUUUAAUCUUCAUUUUAUUGACAUUACACAAUCACAAUGGAAUAAUAAUAGAACUGUUGCACUUACUUUUGAAAUGCAUCCAUUGAAUAUUAGUCUUGCUUAUUUAUUAAUUUAUAGAUUUGAUAAUUCUCCUCAAUUAAAUAGUUCAAUCAAUCAGAUUGAUGGAUGGACUCUUUUUUGUCCUUCAAAUUUAACGAAUGAUAGUCUUUAUACGUAUUUUCUUAAUAAUCAACAAACCUCUGGUCAUCAAUCAGUAAUAUUUGGCUUACGAGAAUUAAAUUCAACAGAAUUUUAUAGUUAUUGUAUGAAUUCAUCGAUUAAUAGUCCACCAAUAACAAAUCAACCAUUUAAUUUCACUUCAAAUUAUGAAUUAAGAAGUUAUACCGCAUGUUGUUAUUAUUUAAAUUCAAAUAAUAUUUGGCAAACAGAUGGAUUAUUAGUUGGAUCUCAAACAAAUCAUUAUCAAACUCAAUGUUUUUCGACUCAUUUGACAACAUUUGCUGGUGGAUUUCUGGUUUUACCGGCACCUAUCAAUUGGAAUUAUGUUUUUGCUAACGCUGAUUUUAUGAAAAAUAAAACUGUUUAUUUAACUAUUAUUUGUAUUUAUAUUCUCUAUUUUCUAUUAGUUAUUUAUGCACGUUAUAAAGAUAAGAAAGAUAUUGAAAAAUUGGGAGUUACACCAUUACCAGAUAAUUAUUUUAAUGAUCAAUAUUUCUAUCAAAUUCUUGUUUUUACUGGUAAUCGAAAAAAUGCUGGUACAAAAUCAAAAGUUCAAUUUAUUCUUGUCGGCGAUAAUGAUGAAACAUCAGUUCGUACUUUUGCAGAUCCUCAUCGAAAGGUUUUACAACGUGGUGGAAUUGAUGCCUUUAUUAUGGCUGUUCCAAAAUCAUUGGGAUCAUUAAAUUAUAUUCGUAUUUGGCAUGAUAAUACAGGUCAUGGUGCAUCUGCAUCAUGGUUUCUCAAGUAUAUUAUUGUUCGUGACUUACAAACAAUGGAAAAAUUUUAUUUUAUUUGUCAAGAAUGGUUUGCUGUAGAAAAAGGAGAUGGACGUGUAAGUAUCUUUUAUGAAACACAAUCUAAAAGAAAUAUUCAACUACAUAAGGCAAAAAUUUAUACCCGUCUACUGGCACUGACUGUGAUAGAUCGUAUGUCGAUAACGUAUCGUUAUAAGACAUGA